UUUUAACAAUUAAUUAAAUGUUAGGUGAGAAGGUAAUCGGAUUUUACCGGAUAUUGGUUCACAUGUUAGUCACAAUGGUCGCCUGAAGCCUUCCUAUUGCCGCUUCUGUCGACACGAAGCCGGGUUGAAAUAAUAAUCAGUUUUUCAGAAUACGUUCCGUUAAAACCGUAAGAAUGACCAAGGUGAAAUCCAGUACGAAAAAAGAGCCCAAUACGCCGAAGGGAAAUAUCAAAAGUAUUAAAGAACCAGUUAUUGGUAAAAAUAAAACGCCAAAAUUCAAGAAUACACCUACAGGCAAAGUAGCUCUGAUCAAUGGCUCUACUCCUAAAGGCGAUGGAAAGAAGAAUUCAUCAAAGAUAUCUGCACAAAAUGGUAAAGGGCAGAGUCCUCAAAAUAAACAAAACAAUUCCAACGGUAAGCAGAAUUCACCAAAGAAUAAGAAGAAACUGACUGUACAAGCACAGAAAUCACCUGGUGACAAACAGAAUAUUAAGAAAAGUGGUUUAAAUCUUGAAAGUGAAAAUGAUUCUGAUUCUGAUAUAAAUGAGGGAAUUACCAUCAAGGAAGAAGUUAGUGGUAUUGAAGACCAUGAUGAGAGCGAUGAAGAAGACGAUGAUGAUGAAGAUAAACCUGGGCUGACUGAUAUUCUAGGAGAUAGUUUGGCUAAUGAAUCAGAUGAAGAUGAUGAUGAUUUUGAAGAGGAUGAUGAUGAGGAUGAGAAUGACGACGCGUUAGAUACAAAACAUAAAGGAGUGAAAAUGUUUAAGGGGUUGAAAACACAACAGAUUGCAGAGACGAUUGAGAGCGAUAAGGAUGGCGAAGAGGACAAUGAUAAUGAUGAUGACGAAGAUGAUGAUGAUGAUGAUGAUGAUGAUGAUGAUGAUGAUGAUGAUGAUGAUGAUGAUGACGACGACGAGGAAGAAGAAGUAGAGUCAGGUCCAGGACUCAAGGUAUUGUUAGGAAAUAGUCUUGCUGAUGAUGAUGAUGAUGACGACUUUGAUGAAAAUGAUGAGGAUGAUGAUGAUGAAGACAUUACUGAUGAAGAUGAGGAAGAAGAAGAAGCUGCUUCCCCAGCUAAGAAACAGAAACAAUCUCCAACAAUUAUAAAGAAGAAGGUACCAGAGGAUAGCAUUGACGAUGAUGACGACGAUGAUGAAGAAGAGGAUGAAGAUGAGGGUGAGGGUGAAGGUGAAGGUGAAGAUGAGGAUGUUGAUACGCCUCGGCUAACAAAAGAAGAAAUAGAGGAACGUAACAAAAGAAGUAUAUAUAUUGGCAAUGUUCCAAAAGAUGUAACAACAAAUGAAAUUAAAAAAGUUUUUAGUAAAUAUGGACCAAUAGAAACUAUUCGCGUCCGAGGUGCUAUACCAGAAAAUCCAAAAAUGUCAUUUAAAGGAGCUGCCAUAACAAAGAAAAUUCAUCCAAAAGUUUCUACUAUUCACAUGUUUAUAUUGUUCAAGUCGGAAGAAAGUGUACAGAAGGCUUUGGAAAUGAAUGGAAAACAGUUAAACGGCAAUUUUUUGAGGGUAGAUAUAUGCAGAACAGUCAAAGAUGGUUUAUAUGAUACAAAAAAGGCUGUAUUCGUAGGGAAUCUACCAUUUGAUGCUAACGAUAAUAUGAUAUGGACGCACUUUGCGGACUGUGGCAAAAUUACCUCCGUGCGUGUUGUAAAGGAUAAACAAACCGGUGUUGGUCGUGGUUUUGGUUACAUUAAUUUUGAGACUCCUGACGACGUAACCCUUGCUUUGAAAUUAGACGGUUCAAAGAUUGGAAACCGUGAAAUCAGAGUAAAAUUGUAUGAGAAAAGGGCACCCAACAAGAACUGGCAAAAUAAAGGAGGCAAAAGGCAGUUUCAGGGUAAAAGACAAUAUGGUGGAUCUCCUAAGAAAUUUAAAAAUGAUUCGGGCGACAGUAACCAGUCUAGCCCAAAUGACCGACGUAAAGCAGGACAGCGGUCUCAGGGUGAACAACAAAGACAAAACACUGAGGGAGGAAGUCCUCGUGGAAAAGGCCGUGCUUCAUUUCAGGGACAAAAAAGUGAUGUAAAAAAAGUGUCGCAAAAAGGCAAAUUUGAGAAGAAGAAGAAGAUCAUGGCUGCCAAAUUAACGUCCAAACCGAAAAAGCCAAUGGCGAAUUAAUGUUAGCAAGGGUUUCUGUUAUUUAACCUUUCAUAUGUUCACCAUCUCUUAUUUGUUAUAUCAUUUUGAGGCAUCUGAACCUUCCAUGUACUCUUUAUCUUACAGCGAUUUAAAGUAUAACGUAAUUUUAUUUGUAUCAUUUCCAUUAAAAAUGUUUACAUAUGUGUCUGCAGUAAGUGUGAAUGCUUUGAUGGAAUGUAUAUAAAUGUGUCAGUGAGUGGAUGGUAUGCGACAUGUAUUUUUCAAAUACAAAUUUUAGAAGUCAAGAA
This is a messenger RNA of Cephus cinctus (wheat stem sawfly), 2404 nucleotides long. Its product is annotated as nucleolin. Bases 174 to 2135 code for a protein of 653 amino acids. Lineage: Eukaryota; Metazoa; Arthropoda; Insecta; Hymenoptera; Cephidae. Gene Ontology annotation, cellular component: cytosol. The transcript has 3 exons. Gene Ontology annotation, molecular function: mRNA binding. The record is from RefSeq and is a predicted model, not a curated record.